GCUUAAUGAUUUUUAAAUCGAAAUUCCCCGAUGUCGAGAUUCCAUCCAUUGGAAUCUAUCAAUAUGUGACAAGCAAUCCGAACAAUUUGUCCGAAAGUAAAGUUGUAUUUAUCGACGGGACAACAG
Acaulospora morrowiae is the source of this 126-nucleotide messenger RNA. The record is from the annotation of a GenBank genome assembly. NCBI's taxonomy places the organism in Eukaryota, Fungi, Glomeromycota, Glomeromycetes, Diversisporales, Acaulosporaceae.